Aspergillus puulaauensis is the source of this 1011-nucleotide messenger RNA. RefSeq lists its product as uncharacterized. Bases 1 to 1011 code for a protein of 336 amino acids. Lineage: Eukaryota; Fungi; Ascomycota; Eurotiomycetes; Eurotiales; Aspergillaceae. The record is from RefSeq and is a predicted model, not a curated record. The transcript is spliced from 2 exons.
AUGGCAAAGCAUCUCCCCUCUCCAACCCACUCCUUCACCAUCCCAUCUAUCUAUGACGGCAUCCAGCUCUCUUGUCGGAUAUAUCUCCCACAGCAACUAGUAUCAGAUUUGGCAAAUACUUCCCAAUGGCGCGUUCGGGGAGCCGUCGUCGCGCAUCCAUACGCUUCACUCGGGGGCUGUUAUGACGAUCCGGUCGUGAGCUUUAUCGGCGGAGAACUGCUUGACGCAGGCUACGUAGUUGGCACAUUCAAUUUUCGUGGCGCUGGUGAUUCUCAAGGGCGGACUAGCUGGACCGCGAAGCCUGAACUGGCAGAUUAUGUUUCGUUUUAUGGGUUCAUGCUGUUUUACUUGCGGUGCUUGAAUCUGGAGCUUGCCUCUCAAUCGGAUAAACGGAGUUCUGACGAAGCGAUCCACCUCAUACUUGGCGGUUACUCGUACGGGUCGCUACUCGCAUCUCACCUGCCAGGAAAUGAGGUUGUCGCGGAUCUUUUCAAGGACAGCAUACAAGGCAGUCCAGCCCACGGGAUUCUCCUCACAGCACAGACUGUCUGCGCAUUGUCAAAAGACGAUAUUCCACGAUCAACUCAACCCUCACCGAAUCCAGUUGCGCAGAGUGCAGGCCAAGAGGCAAAGGAUUUGCUACAAUCUUCUAGCACGGCAAUUUCAUAUCUUCUUGUUUCCCCGCUCUUACCUCCCAUCAACUUAUUUCUGACCUUGUUCCUGGAUCUAUCGUUGGAGGUGGACACUCGGGCAUCAGGGCAACGGAGACAUAUUCCUUGCCCCAAACCUGCAGAGCAGCUCUGCACACAUCGCACGCUCGCGAUUUACGGUGACGAGGAUACGUUUACCUCUGUGAGCAAGUUACGAAAAUGGUCAAGCGAGCUCAGUGCUGGGCCCCAAAGUCUAUUCACGUCAACUGAGAUUGAGGGAGCGGGGCAUUUCUGGAGGGAAGAUGGUGUCGAGCACGAGGCAAGACAGUCAUUGCGGACGUGGUUGAAUCGGUUGCCUUGA